AUGAUGGUCGCGAAGCCUGCCACGUCAUCAGUGCCUGCCACGUCAUCAGUGCCUGCCACGUCCGCACUGCCUGCCACGUCAACCUUUCCUGCCACGUCGACGGUACAUGCCACGUCAGCAAGGCAGGCUGAGGAGGCGGCAAGAGCAGGUCAACAGCGAGCAGCAAGCGUGCGUUCGGACCAGGAGCGGGCGGCAGAUGAGGUGCGGAUGGCAAGUCGGGCGGCAAGUCAGAUACGGGCGGCAAGUGAGGUGCAAGUGUUGUCCUUUGCGCAAAGAGCAGGAACACACAUGAAUGAGGCUGCAAGAGAGGAGGCUGUGAAGGGAACGCAGUCGAGAGGUGGGAGGGGAGGGAGGGGGCGAGGUAAGGGGGUGGGGCAGAAAAUAUUGGAGGAAGGACGAGAGGGGGGUGGAGGAGGGAGGGGAGCAGGGAGAGGCAUGGGAGGGGGCAGCAGCCGGGGCGGAAGGGCAGAGAGAGGGAGGGGUCGAGGAGCGGAGCGAGGGAGGGGGAGACUGGCAGAGGGAGGGAGAGGGAGAGGGAGAGGGAGAGGGCGAGGGGUGGAGCGAGGUAGGGGGGUAGUAGCAGGAAGAGGGAGAGGGGGAGGGAGGGGGCGAGGGAGAGGGGUGGUAGGCGGUGGGGUGCUGAUAGAGAAAAAAGACAAGGGAACGGCAGUGAAACGCGCAGUUAGUGGUGGGACGAGAGGGCAUGGGGCGGAAGCAGGGGAAGAGGAAGAGGAGGCAGAAGAAACAGAGGGCGAGGAGGAGGAAGAGGAGGAAGAAGAAGAAGACGAAGAGGUGGGAGAGGAGGGAGAGGGGGAAGAAGAGGAAGAGACAGAGGAGGAGGGAGGGGACGAAGCAGAGGAGGACGAGGCGUUGUUGGAGUUUGCUCGGCAGAUCUGUAGCCUGUCCGUGCAGCAGGUGGGGGGGUCUACCAGGAGUUAUGCGCCAUCCCAAGGUGAUGGGGAUGGGGAGACGACGGGGAGGGGAGUGGGAUCAGCUGAGGGUGUGGAGACGAGGGGGACGGGAGUGGAAGCAGCCGGGGGUGGGGAGAAGGGUGGGAGGGGAGGGAGGACAGGUGGAGGUUUUGGGAAGAAGGGGAGGGGAGGGAGGGAGGGUGAGGGCGAUGAUUGGUUGUUGGAGGAGAUUGAAGGGCUGCUGGGAGGGAUGGGGGGAAGAGGGAGAGGGGGGAGAGAGAAGGGGGGAAGAAAGGCAGGGGUGAGAGAGUCAGGGGGUGAAGCAGUAGCAGGAGGAGAAAAGAGGGGGGGUAAGGGGCGGAGGGAGGUUAGUGAGUUAGGCGGGGAAGUUGAGGGGAGGGGAGUGAAAGGGGGAAGAGGUGGCGGAAGGGGUAACAGGGGGAGAGGAAGAGGGCGGAAUGUUGGGGAGGCGAGAGUUGAGGGAGAGGUGGAGUGUGGGGGAGAAAUCGGAUUUCAGCAAUCGAGAGGAGGGAGGGGGAGAGGUAGAGGAAGGGGGAGGGCGUCGACUCUUGAUGAUGAGAGAGAGGAGGGCGGCAGAGAGGAGGGCGGCAGAGAGGAGGGCGGCAGAGAGGAGGGCGGCAGAGAGGAGGGCGGCAGAGAGGAGGGCGGCAGAGAGGAGGGAGCAGAGGGCGGAAGGGGAAGGGGACGAGGGGGAAGAGGGGGAAAGGCAGGAAUCGCAACAGGGGGGAAGGGAGGGGGAGUGCAAGGGGUGAUGGGCAGGGGAAGGGGCAGGGGAGAGAGAGCGGUUGUGAGCGGUGACCAGCAGGGGCACUUCUCAGUGGUAUUAGCCCGGAGGGCAGGUCUGGAAAGGCGUGAAAGUGCUGAGUGUGAGAGAGGAGACAUUGAUGCUGCUCGCAUUGCUGGUGCUGAUGGGGAAAGAGGGGAAGGAGAAGAAGAAGUGGCGGAGGCAGUGGUGGUGGGAGGGUUUCAGUUGCCCCAGGCACUGUUGAUUCCACCUGGUGAUGGUGAUGGUGGUGAUGUGUGGAUGGGGGGUUGGGGCGAGGAGGAAGAGGGAGGAGAGUGGGGAGUCGCGGCUAUGAGUGAUGCUGAUGUGUCAUUGCCUCAUGCUGACGUGGCACAGCUGAGAGAGCUGCAGAAGCUUUCAGAGGCGAGGAGGCAGCUGGAGCGACAGCUGGGAGUCAUUGGAAGCUUCCUCCCACCUUCCUCCCGAAAAGUGACAUCAGCAAUUGCACCUCCUGCUGCUGCUGCUGAGUUGAUUCCCUUUGCUCCCACCCUUGCGCUUCCUGCUCCUGCUGAUGAGUCCAUGCAAGAGCCUUCCAGUACUACCUUAGCCUCCCCUGCUGCUGCUGCUGCUCCCACUGCUGCUGCUCCUUUUGCGUCUGCUACUGGAGAUGAGGCUGAUGCUGCUACCGGUGACGGUGCAGCAGCACCAGCAGGUAUGGCGGUUGGGGGGGAGAAGAGAUUGCAAGGAACGGCAGAUGGUACAGCAGCAGCAGUGGGGGCAGAGGUGGGGGUAGAGGAGGGGGCAGAGGAGACAGCAGAGGAGGAGGCAGGGGAGAGAGAAGCAGUGACAACUCCACCUGAACAAGCUUUAGUAAUCUCGGGAGACACGCUGGUGGUAACCCCUGCAGAAGAUUCGGUGGAUACGGUGGUAGCCUCAGUAGCAGGGGCGGCAGCACUGGAAGUGCAGUUACUAGCAGCGCCGGUGGGGGCACCAUCCGAACAUGCUAUUGUAACCUCGAAAGAUGCUUUGGCGGUAACCGCAGGAGAAGAUUCGGUGGUAACCCCAGGAGAAAGGGGAGCAGUUGCAGUAGGAGCAGGGGAUGUUUCAUCAGGGGCGUUGGUGGCAAUUCCAACUGAAGAGUUGGUGGUAACCCCAGGAGAAAGAGGAGCAGUUGCAGUAGGAGGGGGGGACGCUAGUGGCUUCCCCUCAGGGGCGUUGGUGGCAAUGCCAGAUGAAGGAGUGAUGGUAAUUCCAGGAGAAAGAAUGGUGGUAACUGCAGCACAAGAAAGAGCAGCUGCAGAGGGGGGGGAAGCUGCCUCAGGGGCGUUGGUGGCAAUGCCAGAUGAAGGGAUGGUGGUAAUUCCAGGAGAAGGGGGAAUAGCCGCAGAAGUAGGUGGGGAAGCCGCAUCAGAGGGGAUACCACUGCUGCUGUGUGCACCACCAGGAGGAGAAGUUCCCAGUCAGGUGGAUGGUCAGGAGGAACCAGAUGCUCAGGAGAAGGGCCAGGAGAAAACAACAGAAGCUGGCCUGGGUGGUCAAAGUGACUUUGCAGCAGGAGGUUGUGAGAUAGUUGGUGCUCAUGGCUCUGAGCCUCCUGCCGAACCUCCUGCUGCCGCCGAACCUGCUGCUGGUGCCGAAUCUCCGGCUGCGGCCACCGAACCUGCUGCAUUUCAUGCUCCAGCAGCUUCUGAACCUCUUGCCGAUCCUUCCUUUCUCUCCUCUGCUGACGUGGCAGCAGUUAGAAUCGCCCUGCAGGCCAACCGUCGCUGCCAGCUGGCGCUCCACGAUUUGCUGGCGGCCGUGGAGGCUCGGGAGGGGCAGGCUCGGGAGCUGCUUCGGCGUGUCAGAACCGUGGCUGGCAACCUGGAAGCUUCUUCUCGGGAUAUGCCAGUGAACGAGGACCAAGGGGUGUUUGAGCGGUUGAGAGGGGUGAUGCCGCUGGUGUUUCGCGGGAGGAAGUGGGGGAAGGGGGAGGUGGGGGCGUUGAGGGAGGGGGUGGAGCAGCAGGUGGUGCAGGGGAUGAUUGAAGAGGCGGUGAGGGAACGACCAGAAAUCACUCUGGAUAGGGAGGGGGUGGAGCAGCAGGUGGUGCAGGGGAUGAUUCAAGAGGCGGUGAGGGAACGACCGGAGAUCAUUUUUGAUAGGUCUCUCCUCCCGCGCACCAUAGCAGAGAUCAGAUCGCGCCAGUUCACACCAGAGGCCAUGUGUGCUGCCCCUGCCCACACGUUCCCUAAGUCUCUGCUCCAGCGGACCAUUGCAGAGAUCAAAUCUCGCCAACUCACACCAGAGGCCAUGCGUGCUGCCGUGGCGCGAGUUGAUUGGUCGACAGUUGCAGCUGCAUUUGUGAAUCCGGCCAAUAGGAGCCUCGGAAGGGGGCUGCACCUCAGGCGUACUGCACUCGAGUGCAAAUUGAGGUGGUUGAACGUGGACGAUCCGAGCAUCACGUGGGGCGAAUGGAGUGAGAGGGAGGAGGAGAUUUUGAAGGAGGUGGCGGAGAGUAGAGGGCUGUGUGGGUGGGAGGGGAUUGCAGAGGAGGUAAACCGGAGAGUGAGGGAGGAGGAGGAGGGGGAGGAGGUGGAGUGGGAGGAGGGGGGAGAGGGUGUGGGAAGGGAGGAGGAUGGGGAUAGAAGGGUGGGUGGACGAGGGGUAGGAAGGCAGAGAGGAGGGGGAGGAGGAGGGAGAGGAGGAGGGAGAGGAGGGGAAGGGAAGGGGAGUGAGAAAGGGGAGAGGAGGAGGAGGACGGCGCUACAGUGUCUGAUGGGGUACCAGAAGUGGUGGAACCCCCACGUGGCGCGACGCCAUUGGUCGGCAGAAGAGGACAGACAGCUGACAGCGGCUGUGAGGCGGCACGGGGAGGUGAACUGGGCGGCGGUGGCGCUGGGGGUGGAAGGGCGGAGCGGCAGGGAGUGCUUGCAGCGUGGCGCUGGGGGUGGAAGGGCGGAGCGGGAGAGAGUGCUUGCAGCGGUGAGUGGCUGUAAGGAGGUGAGUGGCCGUGAGGAGGUGAGUGGCCGUGAGGAGGUGAGUGGCCGUGAGGAGGUGAGUGGCCGUGAGGAGGUGAGUGGCCGUGAGGAGGUGAGUGGCCGUGAGGAGGUGAGUGGCCGUGAGGAGGUGAGUGAACGACUGGGUGGCGGUGGCUCUGGCUGUGGAAGGGCGGAGCGGCAGGGAGUGCUUGCAGCGCAUCAUCUGCGCCACGUCAGCAGAGCCGCAUGGACCCCCGAGGAGAACGACAGGCUGCGAUUGGCCGUGGGCGUGUUCGGGACUCCCCAUUGGAGGAGAAUCGCAGCUCUGGUGCCGAACCGCACCGAGGUGCAGGUUCGGGAGCGCUGGUGCAACGUGCUCGACCCGAACCUGAGGUUCGGGCCGUGGUCCGGCGAGGAGGUUCGGCGGCUGGAGGAGGCUGUGGGGAGGCAGUGGCUCAAGAUGCAUCGAAAAGGAGAGAGGCAGAAGAGACGGAGGCUAGGAGAUGCAGCAGAGGAGGCAGAUGGAGCACUGAGUGGUGUGGCGGCAACAGGGGGAGUCACACCAGCACAUGCAGCAACGGCACCGCCACAUUUAGUUUCCACGCCACCACCAAAUGCAGCAGAGGAGGCAGAUGGAUCGCUGAGUGGUGUGGCGGCAACAGGGGGAGUCACCCCAGCACAUGCAAUAGCAUCUCCACAUUCAGUCACAGCAUCAAUUGCCGGAACGGCACCACCGGACAUAGUCACACCACCACCUCAUAUAGUCACGCCAGCGAAUAUAUUCACACCACCACCAAAUGUAAUCGCAGGAACAAGUGGUACUAGUGGUAGUAUUGGUGGUGCUUCUGCUGCUGUUACUGCUGGUGGCAGUGCAGCUCCUGUCCGUUUACCUGCUGCUCCCACUAACCCUGCCCCUGCUCCUGCUGCUCCGUCCCUCCCUACUACCCUGACUAAUCCCCUCCCUGCUCCUUAUUCCCCUGCUCGUUCUGCCCCUCCCCCUGCUCCUGCCCCACUUGCUCCUGCUGCUCCUCCUGCUCCCGCUGCUCCUCUUGCUCUUGCUCCCCCUGCUCCUGCUUCUCCCCUUGCUCCUGCUCCCCCUGCUCGCGCUGCUCCCCUUGCUCCUUCUCCCCAUGCUACUGCUCCCCCUGCUCCUGCCCCCCCUGUUCCUACCCCCCAUGCUACUGCUGUGCCUCUCCCUUCUCCCUCUUCUCCACCUCCCCCUCCUCCCCCUCGCCGUCGAUUCCUGAGAGCUCCGGGGGAUUCCAGGGGGCGGGGGAAGAAGAGCAAGGGGGAGAAGGCGGAAGGGGAGAAGGCCAAGGGGAACAAGGGCGGGGCAGAGGGGGGGAAUGGGGAGGCGAUGGUGGAGCAGGGGAAGGGGGAAGGUGCUGAAAAGGCAGGGGAUGGGGUUGGGUAUGGGGGAGAGACUGGGGGAGAGGGAGGGAGUGAGGGAGGAACGAGAAGGAGUGGAGGAAUGGGAGAUGGGGAAAGUGUGAGGGAGGGAGGUGUGAGGGAGGGAGGAGGUGUGAGGGAAGAAGGUGUGAGGGAGGGAGGAGGUGAGAGGGAGGAAGAAGGUGUGAUGGAGAAUGAAGGUCUGAAUGGGGAAGAGGGCGUGAGAGGUGAGGGACAGGACGUGACUAGGAGAGAAGGAGUGAGGGGGGGAGGAGGCGUGAAAGGGGGGGGAAGAAAGGGAGGCAGGAAAGCGAGAAGGGGAGGAGUGGGAAGAGAAAUUGACAGGGAAGGGCAAGAGUCACCUGUGAGGAGCCUAAAACGGGGAAGAAAGAAACGAGGACAAGAUUUCGAGGGGCAGGAGUCGCUUUUAAGACCUGUCAAAAGGAGGAGAAAGGGAAGAGGACGUGAUAUGGUCGGGCAGGAAGAGGGAUCAGGGGCAGGUGUUGUGGCGGAAGAGGAAAUAGAUGUUUCACAGGGUUUAAUGAAUCAGGUGGGAAGAGGAGAGCAAGAGGAGAGAGGGGGACAGGAAGGAGGGGAGGGGCACGAGGAGAGAGGGGAACAGGAAGUAGGAGAAGGGCAAGAGGAGCGAGGAGAGGAGCAAGAGGACAGGGGUGGCCUAGGAGAUCCCAGUGGGGGAAUCACGGGUGGAGGAGGAGGAGCUGAGCGAAGCGAGGAGGGGGAAGAGCAAGAUGGAAGGAGGGAUGGGAAUGAACCGGAGGAUAGGAAUGGGAACGGGGCAAAGACUAGGUUUGGGAACGGGCCAGAGCCAACUGUGCGGUUGGGUGCGGUGCAGAUGGUGCUAGCAGCGGCAAUGCUGGUGCUGGUGCUAUUGCUGAUUCUUCUGCAGUAG
This is a messenger RNA of Closterium sp. Naga37s-1, 6915 nucleotides long. NCBI's taxonomy places the organism in Eukaryota, Viridiplantae, Streptophyta, Zygnematophyceae, Desmidiales, Closteriaceae. The record is from the annotation of a GenBank genome assembly.